CUUGACGCCGAUCAAGACAUCACAUCUGCCGAACUUUUUUCCCACUAAAAUGUACCACUCGGCCCUGGUCCUACUUGAGCUGUGCUACUUCUUCUUCUCAUUUCUUUGACGUGACGGAGUACCUAUCAGAAUGUCAUCGUCAGUCGCAGCGCUCAUCGGACAACACCCAUCCAAUACUUGCCAUGAAACUCAUUUGGUCUCAGGAAGCUCUAGAAUAUGGACAAGGUCAUUCCCACCUAUUACUAACUUAAUCAUUCACUUGCAGAUACAGGGUGAUCAGGCGACCCAGGCCGAUUUUCGGGCUUUCCACUCUAAAGAAGGGGACGAUUCUCUCAGGCUCCAAGAACACGGCAAUACACCCAACGAGAGAUCCCAACGAUUGAACUCGUAGGAAGAUGGGAUUACGUGGUUCCACACCGAGGUGUCCGACGUCGUCCUUGCCGCCUUUAAAAGGUAUCCUCAUGUUUUACAGACUUCUCACGACAAGCCGAUGUCUGAGUCUCGU
Molecule: messenger RNA, 505 nt
Organism: Ilyonectria robusta
Lineage: Eukaryota; Fungi; Ascomycota; Sordariomycetes; Hypocreales; Nectriaceae
Exons: 2
Coding region: 131-391 (86 amino acids)
Source: RefSeq, a predicted model, not a curated record